Molecule: messenger RNA, 2554 nt
Organism: Chelonus insularis
Lineage: Eukaryota; Metazoa; Arthropoda; Insecta; Hymenoptera; Braconidae
Gene: SppL
Product: signal peptide peptidase-like protein
Exons: 7
Coding region: 499-1674 (391 amino acids)
Biological process (GO): membrane protein proteolysis
Cellular component (GO): Golgi-associated vesicle membrane; cytoplasmic side of endoplasmic reticulum membrane; lumenal side of endoplasmic reticulum membrane
Molecular function (GO): aspartic endopeptidase activity, intramembrane cleaving
Source: RefSeq, a predicted model, not a curated record
UACUCUACUUGCCUCCCACACUGGCUAUAAAAUUCUUCUGUUCUCUUUCUACCUUCUUAGUUGCAGUGUAUGAGUAGUGUUAAAUAGUAUGCGUUAAUAUACAUUUACAUUGAUGUACUAUGUAUACAUGUACAUAUAAUAGUUGACCGAUUAUACGACAAGAUUUUUUACUGUGCAGUAAUAGACGCGGAUCGCCAUUUUUUGGAGCAUUGAUCGUGUAAAAAAUAGGUUCUAAAGUGGAAAAAAUAGGUGAUGAAUUUAACUGUAGUAAGUUUAAACCUCGGACCACCUAAUAGGUGGUAACCUGAAGAUAUAAAGCAUUAACCUAUCAAAUGAUAUGCUCAAUAAUGAAGUAGUAAGGCUAAUAAGCAGAUGAUUCUGGAUUAAACUAGAGCUUCUGGAUUAUCAAUGGAAGUAAAUUAAGAAAAACACACCUAAAUGCCAUUCAUUAAUCUUGCAUAGCACCUGCAAAAACUUGCGGCCAACAAUUGAUAAAAAAUGGCCACUAAUCAAGUCGAUUAUCAGUGGGCCUAUUCCAUUAUGGAUUCGUCCAGGGUUUCUACUUUUUUAAUAUCAAUUUUGUUAAUUGUUUAUGGAAGUUUUCGAUCAUUGAAUAUGGAACAAGAGGCAAGAGAAAGGGAAAAAGAAAAAGAGCGAAAAAAUUUACUUACGGGAUUGACAAGUGGUACCAAUAGUACAGAUAGCAGUAAUAAUGGUGUUCAAACCCUGGAUACUAUGCACGCUCUUUGUCUACCUCUUGGUGCUUCCAUAUCCCUUCUUAUUAUGUUUUUCUUCUUCGACAGUAUGCAAAUGUUAUUUGCUAUUUGUACAGCAAUUAUAGCGACAGUUGCAUUGGCAUUUCUCCUCUUGCCAAUGUGCCAGUAUAUCAUACGACCAUGCUCAGACGGAAACAAAAUUUCAUUCGGCGUUUGCGGCAGGUUUACUGGUGCUGAACUGUUAUCAUUCUCACUUAGUGUGAGCAUAGUUUGUAUUUGGGUACUAACCGGUCACUGGUUACUGAUGGACGCAAUGGGUAUGGGUCUUUGUGUUGCCUUCAUAGCAUUUGUACGAUUACCUAGCCUAAAGGUAUCCACACUUUUACUCACUGGACUACUUAUAUAUGAUGUCUUUUGGGUCUUUUUUUCAUCUUAUAUAUUUAGUACAAAUGUUAUGGUUAAAGUGGCCACGAGACCAGCAGAUAAUCCAGUAGGUUUAGUAGCACGACGACUACACCUUGGCGGUGUAGCUCGUGAAGCCCCAAAGCUCUCUUUACCAGGGAAACUAGUUUUUCCAUCAAUACAUCAAGCUGGGCAUUUUUCAAUGCUUGGUCUUGGAGAUGUAGUUAUGCCUGGACUAUUGCUUUGUUUUGUUCUACGAUAUGAUGCUUACAAAAAAAGUCAGCUCAUUCCUGGCGGCUGUGAGGCUGGUGUACCACCUCCAAGACAUUUAAGUCGUAUUAGUUACUUCCAUUGCUCACUUAUUGGUUAUUUUCUCGGUUUACUCACUGCCACUGUUAGCUCCGAGGUUUUUAAAGCAGCACAACCCGCCUUACUUUAUCUUGUACCAUUUACGCUUUUACCAUUACUUACCAUGGCAUACCUUAAGGGAGAUUUACGGCGUAUGUGGAGCGAACCAUUUAUAACACACGUACCAUCAAAGCAUUUGGAGGUCUGACGAAUAUCUUAGAAUUGCACAUUUCAAGUAUUUCGCUAUAAGAACAAAAAUAAUGAAUGCGUGUUUAACGUCAUGUUACAAAUACUCCAAUUAUUCAUUGGUACCAUUGUGUAAGUAAAUUCGUUGAUCAUUUUAUUUUCUGUUAUUUUUCGCUCUAAAAACAAUAUAUAUAUAUAUAAUAUAGUUAGUAUACUAUAUAUAUAUAUAUAUAUCUAUUAAUUUUAUUGUCUUUUCAUCUUGUCAUAUUACAUUUACAUUCUUUCUUAUUCCCUCUUUCAUCACCGUUUCUUCGUUUAAAUAUUGUGAAAAUGCACUACAAAAUCGGACUGCGUAGAGAAUUUAGAUGUAAAAAAAAAUAAUAUAUAUUAUUGAUUUUUAAUUUAAAUACUUCGUGUAGUUGACAGAGAAGUAUGGCCGACUGAAAACGUAUUGCAAUUUACUCUUGUUUUUUAUUAUUAGUAUUUUUAUCUAUAUUAUUAUUAUAUAAAUGUUUAGUAGAAUUAGAAUAUGACUUUAACCUAAUGUCACAAAAAAAUAAAAUGAAAUAUUGAAGACGUUUAUUAAUUUAGCGGUAUAAUUAAUUUAUCGUAUUAUAAUAAUAAUUAUUUACCUAAUUAUUACGUAAAAAAAAAACAUAUUAGUAGAUGAAUAUUUUUUUUAAUAUGUUUAACAUUAUACUGACCAAUAUUUCUAUAAAAUUUAAACGUGCCGGUGUAAUGCAAAUUGAAAAUAUGAAAAGACACGCGUGUUGGUUGUGACUUCAUUUAAUGAAAUAAUUCCUUUCUAAUUGAAAUAAAUGAAGAUAUUAUGUACAUAAAUAUAUAUUAAAGUAUGAUUUUCAAAAAUUAAAAAAAGUGCUAAAAUGAUAGAAAAAGUUAUA